AUGAGCCAUCUCAACCGCAUCGCGCAGUUCGCUAGUCGCAAACUAGGUGUCCCUUUGUCGACACCGGAAGGACCUUUCAAGCGUUUUUUAUCAAUUCAACACCGUGUCUUCGUCAAGACUUGUAUGAACUUGACCGAUCGUCGUCAUCCGUCCAUGCUCGAAGAUCCUGACAACCUAUACGAACGCGUCGCUGACAAUUGGUGCAUCGAUAUGUGUCCGCCCGUGUAUACACUUGCCGACAACGACGCUUCUACCUUGCGCACAUCUCCGUUGAUUUUGACGCAUGGUGACUUCGUUCAAGUGGUUGUUGGCUUCGAUCUAGUGGUUUCAGGUGACGUUACCGGGCGUCGGACUUUGAAGGUUUUCUUAACGCUUAAGAACACUACUUAUUUGAGUCCGGAACAACACGACUCGGGUCAGUCAAGCAACAAGCGGUCUGCAUCUGCAGCGGAGCUGUACGACGGCUUGCCCAUGGCUUUCGCUCGCGUUCGAACGGACGACGCGGAUGUGAACCUCGUCGGUUAA
Messenger RNA from Coniophora puteana RWD-64-598 SS2, 525 nucleotides. RefSeq lists its product as uncharacterized. Lineage: Eukaryota; Fungi; Basidiomycota; Agaricomycetes; Boletales; Coniophoraceae. The transcript is spliced from 3 exons. The record is from RefSeq and is a predicted model, not a curated record. The coding region runs from base 1 to 525 and encodes 174 amino acids.